This is a messenger RNA of Hemiscyllium ocellatum (epaulette shark), 1026 nucleotides long. RefSeq names its product putative ubiquitin carboxyl-terminal hydrolase 50. Gene Ontology annotation, molecular function: cysteine-type deubiquitinase activity. Gene Ontology annotation, cellular component: postsynaptic density; dendritic spine; cytosol. NCBI's taxonomy places the organism in Eukaryota, Metazoa, Chordata, Chondrichthyes, Orectolobiformes, Hemiscylliidae. Gene Ontology annotation, biological process: protein K63-linked deubiquitination; Ras protein signal transduction; protein K48-linked deubiquitination. Bases 1 to 1026 code for a protein of 341 amino acids. The record is from RefSeq and is a predicted model, not a curated record. The transcript has 7 exons.
AUGAGUAAUAUCCCAUCGAAAGUCAGCAAUGGCUCCUUGGAAUCCAGCGUGUCUAAUACUGGUAUCGAGAGACACUCGGGAGGUGCAGGCCAGACUGGGCUGGGAAACUCUGGGAACACCUGCUACCUGAACUGCAUCUUGCAGUGUCUCUGCAACACUACUCCAUUGGUGGAAUACUUCAUAACUGGAGCUUAUGCAGAUGAUCUAAACAGAGGUCAGGGAGAAUUAUCCAAAGCAUUCUCAGCUUUAGUCAUGGACAUGUGGCUCGGAGAUUGCGUUUAUGUCUUUCCUGAUGAAGUGAAGCGAGUCCUUGGCAAACUGCAUGCAUCAUUUUCUGACGGCACACAACAGGAUGCUCAGGAGCUGCUGCUUUUUUUCCUAAAUGUUCUCCACAAUGACCUGAAGCAAUCUACAGGAGUGAGAAACGUGGAAACUUCAAUUAUUUCAAAGAUGUUUCAGGGUCAACUGAACUAUGUCAAAUUGUGUCUAAAUUGUUACCACAAGUCUAGCCAAACUGAGAAUUUCCUGAGUCUGUCUCUGCCGAUGCCUCCUGAUAACAGAUGCUCCAUUCAGGAUUGUCUCAGAUUGUUCUUUAAAGAAGAGGUGCUGAGCUCCAGGGAUCAACCUUUUUGUUCCUUUUGUGGAAGGAAGCAGGACCAGGCAGAAAGUAUCCAACUGCUGAAAGCCCCUGAUAUAAUUAUCAUACACCUGAAACGCUUUGAAUCUGAUGAUCAUGGCAAUAGGAAACUGACCAGUACUGUGACCUUUCCACUUGAAGAUCUUGAUCUGUCCCAAUAUACAACCAAUUCAUCAAUGCAGCAGCUGAAGUACCAACUUUAUGCUGUUGUGAAUCACACAGGCACUUUAGACAGUGGUCACUACACUGCCUACUGCAAGAAUCCAGUUACACAGAACUGGCAUGAAUUCAAUGAUGCAAAAGUGACCAGCAUUUCUGAGCAGAAGAUCCAGUCACCAGCAGCUUACGUUCUUUUCUAUAAUUGUGUCAAUUUUCAGUGGCCGCAGUAA